Messenger RNA from Lobosporangium transversale, 1311 nucleotides. RefSeq lists its product as hypothetical. The record is from RefSeq and is a predicted model, not a curated record. Bases 34 to 1311 code for a protein of 425 amino acids. The transcript has a single exon. Lineage: Eukaryota; Fungi; Mortierellomycota; Mortierellomycetes; Mortierellales; Mortierellaceae.
UUUUUUUUUUUCAGUUUAAAAUAUAUUCAAACCAUGACCAUCACCGUAGCGACAAAUAUUUUUCAGGAUGAACAUUCAAAACGCCUCUUUUACUUGACGGCAUACUCACUCACAAGCGCAGCCCUCAUGGGUUCAUCCAUCGGCUUGAUAGUUUAUCAGGGUCGACAAUUUUUCUUUUUAAACCUCCUCGGCAAUAUCAAUGACAACAAUUGUAGAAGCAGCAGCAGCAGCAGCAGCACAAGCAGUCCUGAUGAACGCUUCGAAAUCAUAAACACGUUUCCCUCAACAUUACAACAAUUCGGAACCUUCGUCCUAUCGACCUGGCUUCCAUUAACGGUCUGGUUCCUGGCAUUGAUCUCAAGCUCGUUGGUGAUCAAGUUUUAUAGACUAAUCCCUCGAGUCCUAAUGCCUCGGACGGCGAUCCUUUUCAGUCAAGCGGCCUUUGCCCUCUUCUGGGUCAUCCUCGGAUGUGUUCAAGAGGUGGAAGAAAAACUAUCGAAUUUUUCCUCCCUUACAUCAUCAUCAUCAUCUGCAGCUGCAUCUGUCAAUGGCAACAACAACAACAACAACAACAACAACAACAACAAUAACAAUAACAAUAACAACAACAGUGACAAUGUCGAGAUGGAUAAUGGGACAUUGUUAUUUUCUAGAGAGCGACUAGGGAUGGGUCAGGAUCAGGUUCUCAUGCUACAGAACAUCCGAUCGAUGUUGGUUCCUUUAUGCAUCGUUUGGUAUGGUGCUGUGGUGCUCCUAGGCGUAGCUACGGGAUUAUUGACAGCAGGUAGUACCCUGUUGGAGAGACAACUAGCGAAAGAGUCUUCUUCUUCUUCUUCUUCUUCUUCUUCUCAUGGAACAUUAUCAUUCACGACGCGAAAGGAAAAAGGAGAUGUUUCAGAAAUAACGCGUCAGGCGAAGCAUGAGGGGUUCUUUGAUGCAGUAACCAUUCAUAACAACAACAACGAUAGUAACAGUAACAAGGAUUGUCAUCCAAGACAAUAUACUAUGAUCCAAAAGCUUUUGCUUAGUGGAUGGGUCGUGGUCUUGGUAUGGAGUCAGAUGUGUUUCUUUCAAUGGAUUAUCUCAUAUGGUUCCCUGUCGGGUUCGAAGGGACAAGAACAGAGCGAAUCUAUCUGGACACCUGUAUCGACGUCAGUGACGAUGUUUGGCUUGGUUUCUGGAAUGGUGAUGAUUACCUUGGGCACUCGAUUGAUCCCUAUGCAUACUUCCGAUACUUCUUCUUCUUCCUCCUCCUCCUCUUCUUCUUCCGUUCAUUGUUUGGUGAAUGAGAAGUCUUUUUCGUCAGUUUAA